This is a messenger RNA of Harpia harpyja (harpy eagle), 929 nucleotides long. RefSeq names its product alpha/beta hydrolase domain-containing protein 17B-like. Gene Ontology annotation, cellular component: plasma membrane; endosome membrane. The record is from RefSeq and is a predicted model, not a curated record. Gene Ontology annotation, molecular function: palmitoyl-(protein) hydrolase activity. NCBI's taxonomy places the organism in Eukaryota, Metazoa, Chordata, Aves, Accipitriformes, Accipitridae. The transcript is spliced from 4 exons. Gene Ontology annotation, biological process: protein depalmitoylation. Bases 1 to 846 code for a protein of 281 amino acids.
AUGAAUAAUCUUUCCUUUAGUGAACUGUGUUGCCUGUUCUGUUGUCCACCAUGCCCAGGGAAAAUUGCUUCCAAACUGGCAUUCUUACCUCCUGAUCCUACGUACACACUGAUUUGUGAUGAGAGUGGUAGUUGCUGGACUCUACAUCUCUCAGAGCGAGCAGACUGGCAGUAUUCUUCUAGAGAAAAAGAUGCCAUCGAGUGUUUCAUGACUAGAACAAGCAAAGGUAACAGGAUUGCCUGUAUGUUUGUGCGUUGCUCGCUUAAUGCCAAAUAUACUUUGCUCUUCUCACAUGGAAAUGCUGUUGACCUAGGUCAGAUGAGCAGCUUUUAUAUAGGACUGGGUUCACGGAUUAAUUGCAACAUAUUCUCUCAUGAUUAUUCUGGAUAUGGUGCAAGUUCUGGGAAGCCAACAGAGAAGAAUCUGUAUGCUGACAUUGAUGCUGCUUGGGUGGCUCUUAGAAUAAGAUAUGGAAUUCACCCUGAAAAUGUUAUUAUAUAUGGCCAAAGUAUAGGAACAGUACCAUCUGUGGAUCUUGCUGCUACGUAUGAAAGUGCUGCUGUAAUUCUUCAUUCUCUGCUGACCUCAGGAAUGCGAGUAGCUUUUCCUGAUAUGAAGAAGACCUACUGCUUUGAUGCAUUCCCAAACAUUGACAAAAUCUCUAAAAUAACAUCUCCUGUGUUAAUCAUCCAUGGGACUGAAGAUGAAGUAAUUGACUUUUCACAUGGCCUAGCACUAUUUGAGCAUUGCCAGAGACCUGUAGAACCACUGUGGGUAGAAGGAGCAGGCCAUAAUGAUGUGGAACUCUAUGGACAGUACCUUGAAAGAUUAAAACAGUUCUUGUAACAGGAACUGGUGAACUUGUAAUCUUCUUCGUAUAUUUACAUGCUUUUUCAUUUCACUGCAGAAUUGCACACCUUGAUAAAUAC